Molecule: messenger RNA, 2438 nt
Organism: Oryzias latipes (Japanese medaka)
Lineage: Eukaryota; Metazoa; Chordata; Actinopteri; Beloniformes; Adrianichthyidae
Product: polyserase-2
Biological process (GO): proteolysis
Molecular function (GO): serine-type endopeptidase activity
Source: RefSeq, a predicted model, not a curated record
GAUAGUUAUUCGACUAAAGACUGCAGACAUGGCUCUGAAGCUGAUCUUUGUGGUGGCUCUGCAGACUCUCUUCAUAAAAGAGUCGGUGUCGCAGCUUUCUGUUUGUGGUCGAGCAAAUCUGAACAACAGGAUUGUUGGAGGACAAGAUGCUCCUGCAGGGUUCUGGCCUUGGCAGGUCAGUCUGCAGACAUCUUCACACUUCUGUGGAGGAUCCCUCAUCAACAACCAGUGGGUGCUGACGGCAGCUCACUGCUUUCCAAGGGGCAGUGCAUCUGGUGUGAACGUAGUUCUGGGUCUUCAGAGUCUGCAGGGAUCCAACCCCAACAGUGUGUCUCAAACAGUAACAACUGUAAUCGUUCAUCCGAACUACAACUCAGAGACAUCGGAUAACGACAUCGCCCUCCUGCAGCUCUCCUCACCAGUAAACUUCACCAACUACAUUACUCCAGUCUGUCUGUCUGCCACCAACAGCACCUUCUACAGCGGCGUCAACACCUGGGUCACUGGCUGGGGCACCAUUAGAAGUGGAGUCUCCCUUCCUGCCCCACAAACCCUCCAGGAAGUACAAGUACCGAUUGUGGGAAACAGACAGUGUAAGUGCAGUUAUGGAGCCAGCUCAAUCACUGACAACAUGGUGUGUGCCGGGUUACUGGCAGGAGGCAAAGACUCUUGUCAGGGAGACUCUGGAGGUCCGCUGGUGAUUAAGCAGAACAACCGCUGGAUCCAAGCAGGAGUUGUGAGUUUUGGAGAAGGUUGUGCUCUACCUAAUUUCCCAGGAGUCUACACCAGAGUGUCCCAGUACCAGACCUGGAUCAACACCCAAAUCAGCAGCAAUCAGCCGGGCUUUAUCGCCUUCACCUCCAAUGGAACUGACAGUGACCUCAGUGUGUCGUGUCCAGUAGAGCCACCAAUUACUUCUUCACCAGAAGCUGUGGUUUGUGGACGAGCCACCCUGAACUCUCGUGUCUUAAAUGGAAGUUCAGUGGUAACUGAAGGUCAGUGGCCGUGGAUGGCGAGUCUACAGAAGAAUGGACAGCAUGUCUGUGGAGGGACACUAGUUUCUCUAGACUCUGUUCUCAGUGAUGCUAACUGCUUCUCAAGUCCUCCUGUGGCAUCUGAGUGGACGGUUGUGUUGGGUCGUCUGAAGCAGAAUGGAUCAAACCCCUUUGAGGUGUCACUGAAUGUGACAAAUAUCACUCUGAGCAACCAGACAGGGUCCAAUGUUGCUGUGCUGCAACUCUCCACCCAGCCCCCCCUCAAUAAUUACAUCCAGCCCAUCUGUCUGGACAACGGAAGAACUUUUCCUCUGGGAACAACAUGCUGGGCUGCAGGCUGGAGUUCUGGACGUGGAGGAGAAGAAGAAGUUCUGCAGGAGUUCCAAACCUCAGUUCUAGAAUGUCCGACUUCAACAGCUGCAAAUGGCAGCAUUUGUACCGGACGCUUUACCCUUCAACAGGGUGACUCUGGAGGCCCCCUCAUGUGUAAGCAGGACGGCUCUUGGCAUCAGGCAGCUGUGUUGUCAUCUACGGCAGUGAUGGAGUUUGAAAGACUCAGCCGAUUCCAGGACUUCCUGGUUGAGACGGUGGGAACAUUCCUGUCUCCUGCCUCAACCACCACCACCACCACUACCACACCAACGACCAGACCAACUACCAGACCUAUCAGACCUUCUGCUAGACCAACUACCAGACCUACCAGACCUUAUACUAGACCCACUAUCAGACCAACUACCAGACCUACCAGACCUUAUACUAGACCCACUAUCAGACCAACUACCAGACCUACCAGACCUCAUAGACCUACCAGACCUUAUACCAGCCCCCCUUCUCCCCACAUGACUACAAUGAAUGGCUGGAACAUUCAUCAUAAGGUUUUCUUCUACCUUCGUCUCAUUUUCCGGACCUUGUGUUCCCUUUUCUCCUCACACGAAAGUUAAACUUCUAAUGAUGAGAAAUCCAUAAAUCUCUCCUAAACAAGCUCUAGUUUUUACUCUUUCUUUACACAUGCAUCUAUGUUUCAUCCUUGUAAUACUACUACUACUUAACAGCAGGAGCUUUUGUUUCAAAGUCUUGCAGAGAAAAUAAAGAACAAAUUUGAACUUUAAUUCCUGAUUAUCAGGCUGUUCCAGAGCGUCUUCAAAAAGCUCCAGGAUGUUUGCAGGGUUCUGACAAAAACUGGUAGAAUUCUCCAACCUUUGCUUCUCUUUGUUAGUGGCCGUUUAAUACAUUUUUGAAUUCUACAUAAACUUUUUUAAUGAUAAAAUCUUCCUCCUCACAGAACUUUAAGUUCCAAAUGAUCCAAACCGAACUCUUCCUCCUCAGUCAUUACUGGAUACUUUUUUGGUUCUUCUUGGUUUUCAGUUGGGUUUAUAGUAAAAGCUUGUUAUGGUGAUCCUGAAUCUUACUCUUAGUUGUGCUGCAGGACUUUCUGAUCCUGCU